This is a messenger RNA of Pyrus x bretschneideri (Chinese white pear), 1030 nucleotides long. RefSeq names its product small heat shock protein, chloroplastic. The transcript has 2 exons. The record is from RefSeq and is a predicted model, not a curated record. Lineage: Eukaryota; Viridiplantae; Streptophyta; Magnoliopsida; Rosales; Rosaceae. The coding region runs from base 186 to 833 and encodes 215 amino acids.
UCCUCUGUUUUCCCCUCCUCCACGGUUCCCCUGUGAUUAUCACAUCGCAUGUGUCUCCUCUAUAUAAAACCCCUUCACUUCGAUCCGCCUUCAAGCCCAACAAGUUCAAAUCCAAAUUUCCAUUCACAAACCGAUCAAAUACCCCAAAUCAAAGCAUCGUUAAUCUCUUUUCUUGUAGAACAAAAAUGGCUGCGUCAAUGUCAAUCCUUCUCAAAAGGGCCGCAGUACCAGCACCAACCAUCCUCUCCAAGCUCUCCAACCCCAUCCGUUCUGCCUCUGUAUCUCCCCUCGUUUCUCGGUCUUUCAACACCAACAGCCAAGUCACCAACUACGAUCAGGAUGAAAGCUCAGUCCCCGUCGGUCGCGGCACAGCAGACAUGUCUCCCUCCCGCCGCCGUGACCUCGGUUCUCCCUUCUUCUCAGAUGUGUUCGAUCCGUUUUCUCCGACGAGGAGCUUGAGCCAGGUUCUGAACAUGGUGGACCAGUUCAUGGAAAACCCAUUUCUGGCAGGGCCACGGGGAGGAUCGAGAAGGGGAUGGGACGUGAAGGAGAACGAGGAGGCUCUAUUUCUACGAAUGGACAUGCCGGGACUGGACAAGGAAGACGUGAAGAUCUCGGUGGAGCAGAACACGCUGGUAGUAAAAGGGGAGGGGAAGGACUUGGAGGAUGAAGACGGCGGAGCGAGGAGAUUCUCGAGCAGACUGGAACUGCCUCCGAAUCUGUACAAGAUCGAUUCGAUUAGGGCUGAGAUGAAGAAUGGAGUUCUGAAGCUGGUGAUUCCGAAGGUAAAGGAGGAAGAGAGAAAGGAUGUGUUUGAGGUUAAGGUUGAGUAGUUGAGUAGCGACCGACUGGAGAGAGGGAGUUGGGUUUGGGAGUCUCUGAAUUUGAUGACUUGGGAUCUUUGAGUUAGUUUGAUGAUGUAAAUUUGCAUUUUUCGGUUUUGUUUCUAGUCUUUCUAUUUUCUUGGAUGGUUGGACUUCGGAGCUGAGCUUUUGGAUAAAUAAAAUGAAAAGGGUAUUUGCGCUUUUAA